AAUGACUACUCCUGAUAUUACUCUUUACACUUAUGGAACUCAAAAUGGGGUAAAAGUUAGUGCCGUUCUUGAAGAAUUGGGAAUUCCUUAUAAAGUAAAACAAGUUGAAUUAGGAAAGAGGGAACAAUAUGAACCUUGGUAUUUAAAAAUCAAUCCGAAUGGGAAAAUUCCUACUAUUGUUGAUCAUAGUAAAGAAGAUUUUUCUGUAUUUGAAAGUACCGCAAUAGCGAUUUAUCUUUGUGAAAAUUAUGAUCCUGAAGAAAAAUUACUACCGAAGAAUGAUCCUAAAUUGAGAAGUCAAGUUAUUCAAUGGGUUAUGUUCGAAGCGUCAGGAAUUGCGCCUACGCAAGGACAAUCCAACUUCUAUUGUAGAUACCUCCCAGAAAAAAUUCCAUUCGCCAUCAAUAAUUGUGCCAAAGAAAUCAAAAGACUUUACGACGUUAUGAAUAAAUCAUUGGAAGGAAAAGAGUAUUUAGUAGGAAAUAAAUUUACAUUGGCGGAUGCUAUGAGUUAUCCUAUGAUCAGAGGGCAUUUUUUUUCUGGAAUAGAAAGUAUUGAUGAAUUUCCAAAUUUAAAAGCUUGGGUCGAACGUAUUGAUACAAGACCAGCAACUCAAAAAGGGUUAAAUGUACCAGUUCCUGACAAAAUGAAAGAAUAUCGGGAAAAUCCAGAAAAAUUGGAAGAAUUUGAAAAAUUAAUUCAAAGUUUUUUCAAAGAGAAACAAACUUAACAAUCACGCGAGUAUCCGACGACAUGAAUUCAAUUUAUUGUAUACUUUAUUAUAAAUAGAAUAAAUAAAAAGUUUGUUAUUUCAAAGAUUUGAAUUUGAUGGUGAGUUUAAUAAUAUCAAGUGACGAUAGUGAUGCAAAAUCAUUUAAUAAAAAAUUAAUGAUACAAAUAAAUUUUAUUAAUAAUUAAUUAUUAAGGAUAAAC
This is a messenger RNA of Rhizophagus irregularis DAOM 181602=DAOM 197198, 933 nucleotides long. RefSeq lists its product as uncharacterized. The record is from RefSeq and is a predicted model, not a curated record. NCBI's taxonomy places the organism in Eukaryota, Fungi, Glomeromycota, Glomeromycetes, Glomerales, Glomeraceae.